Molecule: messenger RNA, 3021 nt
Organism: Lipotes vexillifer (Yangtze River dolphin)
Lineage: Eukaryota; Metazoa; Chordata; Mammalia; Artiodactyla; Lipotidae
Gene: FAM193B
Product: family with sequence similarity 193 member B
Exons: 10
Coding region: 277-2649 (790 amino acids)
Cellular component (GO): cytoplasm; nucleus
Source: RefSeq, a predicted model, not a curated record
GUGCCGCAGAAGCCCCAGGCGCCGGAGCCCCCGCCGCCGCCGAGCCUGGAAGCAGGAGCGGGUGCAGGGCCCCCGGAGGCGCCGGCGGAGCCCUACCGCGACGGCCCCAGGGAGGAGGACGACCCCAGUCUGGCUCCCGGUCCCCAGGUUCCCCCCACCUCCAGCCAGUCUGUGCAGACUUGCUGCUUGCUGUGUCACCGGGAACGCAAAGGCUGGGAAGAAGGCCCUUCCCAAAAUGGACUGGUGUUGCAGGGUGAGAAGCUGCCCCCUGACUUCAUGCCAAAGCUCGUCAAGAAUCUCCUAGGCGAGAUGCCUCUAUGGGUCUGCCAGAGUUGCCGAAAGAGCAUGGAGGAAGAUGAAAGGCAGACAGGUCGAGAACAUGCAGUGGCGAUCUCCUUGUCACACACAUCCUGCGAAUCGCAGUCUUGUGGGGGUGACUCUCAUUCCUCUUCAUCCUCCUCUUCAUCGUCCUCAUCCUCGUCCUCCUCCUGCCAUGGGAACUCAGGGGACUGGGAUCCCAGCUCGUUCCUGUCAGCACACAAGCUCUCGGGCCUCUGGAACUCCCCGCACUCCAGUGGGGCCAUGCCAGGCAGCUCGCUUGGGAGUCCUCCUUCCAUCCCUGGUGAGGUUUUCCCCAUCUCGGAGCACCACCGGCACUCAGACCUCACUGCUCCACCUAACAGCCCCACCGGCCACCACCCCCAGCCAGCGCUGCUGAUCCCAUCUCACCCCGGAUCCUUUGGCUCACCACCCCACCCGCACCUGCCGCCCACCACCCUGGCAGCACCUUUCCCUGCCCAGGUUUCAGAAUGCCCUAUUGCCAUGGCUGCUGCCCCCCACACCCCAGGGCCAUGUCAGAGCCCCCACCUUCCCUCCACUAGCAUGCCGCUCCUGAAGAUGCCUCCACCAUUCUCGGGUUGCAGCCACCCCUGUAGUGGGCAUUGCAGCGGGCACUGCAGCGGGCCCCUCCUCCCACCGCCCAGCUCUCAGCAGCUCACUAGCACUCACAGCAGGGACCCUGGGUGCAAGGGGCACAAGUUUACCCAUAGUGGCCUGACCUGCCAGCUACCCCAGCCCUGCGAGGCAGACGAGGGGCUGGGCGAGGAAGAGGACAGCAGCUCAGAGCGUAGCUCCUGCACCUCAUCCUCCACCCACCAGAGAGAUGGGAAGUUCUGUGACUGCUGCUACUGUGAGUUCUUCGGCCACAAUGCGCCACCCGCUGCCCCGACGAGUCGGAAUUAUACGGAGAUCCGAGAGAAGCUCCGCUCAAGGCUGACCAGGCGGAAAGAGGAGCUGCCCAUGAAGGGGGGCGCCCUGGGCGGGAUCCCUGGGGAGCCCGCUGUGGACCACCGAGAUGUGGAUGAGCUGCUGGAAUUCAUCAACAGCACGGAGCCCAAAGUCCCCAACAGCGCCAGGGCCGCCAAGCGGGCCCGGCACAAACUGAAAAAGAAGGAAAAGGAGAAGGCCCAGUUGGCAGCAGAAGCUCUAAAGCAGGCAAAUCGUAGUGUUUCUGGAAGCCGGGAGCUGAGGCCUGCCAGGGAGAGGCUCUUGGAGUGGCCUGAUCAGGAGCUGGAUCGGGUCAACAGCUUUCUGAGCAGCCGUCUACAGGAGAUCAAGAACACUGUCAAGGACUCCAUCUGCGCCAGCUUCAGUGUGUGUGAGCUCAGCAUGAACAGCAAUGGCUUCACUAAAGAGGGGGCUGCUGAGCCAGAGCCUCAGAGUCUAGCCCCCUCAAACCUCAAUGGCUCCUCAGAGCAAUGGCCUGACAUUAACCUUGACCUGUCCCCUUUGACUUUGGGCUCCCCUCAGAACCAUAUGUUACACGCUCCAGGCGAGCCAGCCCCACCAUGGGCAGAAAUGAGAAGUCUCCACCCACCAUGGACAGAGGUGAGGGGCCCCCCACCUGGUAUCAUCCCUGAGAAUGGGCUAGUGAGGAGACUCAACACAGUGCCCAACCUGUCCCGGGUGAUCUGGGUCAAGACACCCAAGCCAGGUAACCCUAGCUCUGAGGAGCUAAGUGUAAAGGAGGUCCCUGGUUGCAAGCAGGAGCUGCCUGAUCCUGUGGCCGCAGGUGGCAAGCCACGGAAGGGCAAGAGACAGGGUAGUCAGGCCAAGAAGACCAAGGUGAGCCCAGCUCCCCAGUCCCCAGCCUGCCUUGAGACUCCCAGUGCCAAGGGCCAGACCCCCAGCCCCAAGCAGCCAAGCAAGGCCCCAGAGCCUCCCAGAGUGGACAGCUGUGCCGAGGCUGGAGAAGGGAGCCAGGGGACCCGACCAGGACCAGGCUGGGCUAGCAGCCCCAAAGCUGACAAGGAGAAGGGCAGCUCCUGGCAAAACUGGCCAGGUGAAGCCAAGGCACAGCCUCUGGAGCAGGAGUCUGUGCAGCCCCCAGGCCCAGCAAGGCCACAGAGCUUGCCACAGGGCAAGGCCCGCAGCCGCCGGAGCCGCAACAAGCAGGAGAAGUCAGCCUCCUCCUUGGACGAUGUGUUCCUGCCCAAGGACAUGGAUGGGGUGGAGAUGGAUGAGACUGACCGGGAGGUGGAGUAUUUCAAGAGGUUCUGUUUGGAUUCUGCAAAGCAAACGCGUCAGAAAGUUGCCGUGAACUGGACCAACUUCAGCCUCAAGAAAACCACUCCCAGCACAGCUCAGUGAGCCCCUGCCAGAUCAAGCUUCUUCAGGGUGUCCUGAGACCCUGACCGCCAGCUGAAGGUCUACACCUUUUUCCUUCACAUCGCCACCCACCUGCCCAAGACCCUCCCUGCCAUCCCGGACCAACCAAAAGCUGAAUAGAUGCCGUGUGUGCUGGGGCCCCUCAGGAUCUCUGCAGAACCGCUUCCUGGUGCUACGCAGCCUCCACACUCAGAGCCCGGGGGCUGGGCUGGCCUUUGGGUUUGGGGGCUGAUGGUACUGCUGGCCCAACACUGCUUUGUGUUUGGUAUUUUGUUUUUGUUUUACUUGUUUUUUCAAUUCUUUUUGAUACUGUGAAGAUCUUUCCUGCCGAAAGAUAAAGCAACAUUUGGACAC